AUGAACACUAACGCCGAUGGCGGCUCUUCUAGGGUUUCGAUUCCCCACCACCUCCGCAAAACCAUUCAGAGUAUCCGUGAGAUUACCGGCAAACAGCACUCCGACGAAGAUAUCUUCGCCGUCUACACUGACUCCUUCAAUGAUCCUCACGAGACCGCCCAGAAGCUCCUCUUUCUCGAUACAUUUCACGAAGUGAAAAGUAAGAGGGAGAAAAAGAAGGAGAAUGUAGUGCCAAUUAACCAAGCAAGUGGCAGAAGUGGUCGGAGGAACUAUGCUUCUAGCAACAAUUAUCAUGAUGCAGGCAAUGGAAGAGGCGCAUCUUUUAAAAGGGAGAGUGGAGCUAAUCAUGUAACAGGAGGUCCUAGAACUUCUCUUCCUGCCACUAACAAAGCAAGAAACCUCACAGUACCGCGUGCAAUAAGGGUUUCUGGUCCUACCAGUGUUCCGAAUGGAGUAGGCAAUCCUAAAGUUGAAGAUGAUUCCACUGCUACUGCUACUGUGGCCAAGGGACUUGCAGAGAAAAAUCCUCCUGCCAAGUCUACUUCUUCCUCUGAGGGUGGUGUUGAGCCAGAGACGUCUAAAGCAGUCUCAGAACCAGUUGCUGCUCCUGCAUCAGUUGCUGUUGUGCAAAACCAUGUACAAGAUGUUACUUCUGCUCAGAUCUCACAACCUGUUGUGAACAACCAGCCAGCAGAGUUGCAAUCAUCUACUUUCACCCGGCAGGAACCUUCUUUGUUUUUUGCUUCUCGCUGCAGUAGCAGCCAGUCAGAUACAGUCAUCGGAAAUGAUACUGCAUGCAAUAAAGCCAAAGCUCAGUCACUUGUUCGCAAGCCAGAUGUUGGCGAACGGUCGCAUGUAAUAUUUCCAUUCCACCUUCAGGGUGACGAAGUGCUGCAAACUGCUCUGACGUUUGGCAGUUUUGAUUCCAACUUUGUGAUAGAGGCAUCUUCUAACAAUGGUGCUAGUGGUGGUGACUCAAAUUUUGAGUCAUCUCACGGGACAGGGGAUGAUGAGGGAGAUUCUUCUCCCACUAGCAAUGGUAUUCCUGGGUUUGCUUCUGCUAGAGACGGACCAUCAUCGGAUUCAAAUUCUGCACCUGGAGCUGAGCUAGUGCGGCACUCAGAUCACAUUGUGCCAUCUGUAGAAGAUGAAGUUAGGGAGAUAACUUUGUUGAACCCACAAACUCAUCGAAUUGCUUAUGGUCAAGAAGCCCCACUCGGUGUUUUUGGUCUGGUCCCUUCCUUCUCAGCAUUAGGCCUACCCAUAAACACAGAAACGGCAGUGGCUCAGCCUGGAAGUUCUAGUGCUCCAGCUAUAUCAUAUCCGCAAGAUCAGUUCUCCAUAGCAGCAGCAGCUCAUCUCUAUAGGCAACAAUACCCUCCCAGUUACUUCCCAUACGGUCCCUAUUACCCACAAUUUUACAUGCCACCACCACCAUACAUUCACCAGUACUUAGGCGCAAAUGGGAUUCCUCAGCAGUCUUAUUUUCCACCAGGAGCUGCUCUAGCUGCACCUACCCAUAUAACACCAUUAAGCGAUGCUGAGAACCCUCCUACCACAGACCCAUCCCCACAAGCUUCUUCCAUAGUUGCCACCCACAUCCCAUCUGCGACCGCCUUAAACUCUGUCCAUACUGCAGAAAUGACUUCACCUAUGACUGAAAGUGCAGCUGCUUGGAUUGGCCAGGGACUUGGCAACCUGCAGUUGAAUCCAUUGUACAACCUAGCCCUGCAGAGACAGCCGCUUGGUUUCCCAGUCGUGCAGGCUGGUCAGAGUGGAGUCAUUGGAAUGCACCAACCAUCACAGCCUAUGGCCGCUGCUUCAACUACAUAUCAGACCUUACCGCCACCGCCACACACCACCACUACUAUGCCUGAACCAAUCGGACACCCGCACAUUGCUUAUCAGCAGCAACCUCAAAAUGCUCUAACGAAUUGGCUCAACAACUGUUAG
Messenger RNA from Microthlaspi erraticum, 1953 nucleotides. Lineage: Eukaryota; Viridiplantae; Streptophyta; Magnoliopsida; Brassicales; Brassicaceae. The record is from the annotation of a GenBank genome assembly.